CCGUGUGCCUCGUUGCUCCGUUCCUCCUCCGCGUUUCAGUCGAUGGCGCCAGGAACUUUCUGUCACCUCGAAAAUAAACACACCGGUGAACCAGCUAAGAUUUCCACCGCGAAUAUCGUGCCGGAUCUACGGGAGUUGCGGUCGACUCACCUGUCGGCGGCGGUGUCGCAGUUCGAAAGAGCGCGGAAUUGCGUUAGAAGUCGCGUGUAGGUGAUAUUCGAUCGAAGGAAAUUCGAUCGCGAUUGACGUCGCGCGUGAAAACGGGAUCGAUGCGGUGCGUCAGCGAUCGAGUGGGUUCGAUUCAAGGGAAUCGCGGUGGAAUCGGAUCAAGGAAUCGUCCCGAGGUUACUCGAAUUCGCCGGUAAAAGAAUUGCCGUAAGCCGAGGAAAUCGCAUCGUGACCGAAAUCCCGCCUAAAAUUCGGCUGAAAGCACCGAGCGGGGUCUGCCGCGGAAUCGAGCGCGUGUAAACCUGGAUGGAAAGCGAGUCGCGCGAAUCGGAUCUUUAAUAUUCGAAACCGCGACAGAGAAGGAAGGGGUACCUGGUCGAACGGUGAAAUCGAAGAUGCAGCGAGAGCUCGAAUCGAAGUUCAAAGGAUAUACCAGCGGUGUCUAUUAAGCGUUUUGCUCUCGCGUUACGCCCGUGGAAAGUCAAACACAACGUUGGAGAGGUGGAGAGAGAAGGGAAGAACGUUGUUCACCGCGACUUUCACGUCGAGCUGUUUCUUGUCGAUCGCCUUGCGAAAAUCCAGCCUUAUUCUCUCUGCUCUCUGUUGACGAAAAGUUUCUUCGACAGACACUGUUCGCCUGAAACAAGCUGAACAUUCGUAAACAAUCGGCAUAAAGCUGUGCCGAAGAUGAAGAAGAAGACGAAGUGGGGAUCGUUAAAUCCGAAAGUUCGUAUUAAUUGAAUUGUUCUCAAGACACACGGUUCCGCGGGAGUUUCUCGAUCGUUGAUUUUUCAACGAGAAACGACUCGUUCGCCAAGUCGAACUGAAUUUUUUCAGUGAAAUCGUCGCCGCUUUUUUGGCUCUGAUCUCGAUUUCGAGAAAGCGCGCGCAUUGAUUCUAAAUUGAAACGUAACGAAUCGAUGGAAGUCGAUCGGAAGGUAGAAACAAGGUGUACGAAGAAGAAACACCGCUUGUGCAACGGAUCGUCCAUAAAAAGAAACUGCCAAAGCAAUGAAACAACCAUAAAAUACAAUCGCGUCGAAGGCGAUAUAAGAAACAGACAAUGUUCGGUAUAAUCGGCCGCUUAUUAACCGGUAAAAACAAGAUCGUUAUGGUUUGGUAAUAAAGCGAACAAAUCUCUGCAAUUUAUCGUUUGAAGGAGUGUUAAUUUCGUUCGACAUCGAACUUUAUUUGAAAGCAAUCUUUGCCUCGACGAGUAUCUCAUUGUUUGAACGAAGGAAGAAAAAGGAAACUCGAAGUCCAUCUGGUCAUCGAUUAUCGAACAGAAUAUAAUUAGUGGAAGAUGCUCCUUCCGCGUGGACUUUAGAACGGCUUAUAAUUCUAAUGAUAUCGAAUUAUUUACAUCGAACAAAUCCACGAUCGAACGGUUGAAAAUUAUCCAGAAGAAGGAUGAACGAUGAAAAAUUGGGCGACCUGUACCUUGAUUGGACCUGGCAGCCAUAAAGUUAUGGUAAUCACUCGUAUUAUCGCGAUGGCUCGUGCGUCAUAAGGCUUCGACUGUCGUUGGAACGGUGACAUCAAUUUAGAAAACUGUCGACCGCGGCUAAAUCUAAUUAUUUAACGAGCGAGUGGGCGUAAUGCGGUGCCGAGCGGCGACGCGAAAUCGUGCGGAAGAAGACCGACGUGUACCCCUCGUUUCCCUGAAAACGGAUUCCCUGUUGUUUCGCUGGCGAACAAACGGGAUUUUAGUGCUGUCCAAUCGGCGUGUCGUGCUGCUGGUGUCGUUGUUCCUCGCUCUUUUUUCGCGAACGUGCUGUGUUUAACAACCUCGAGUGACGAUACCUGGAUAUUUCAGUAUAUUUUCGGAGGUCUAUUGGGUACCGAAAUGUAUCUUGGAUAAGUAAGACGCUUCCGACAUUGGCUGAUAAACCAAAGAACACUGUGAUAACAGCAGAUUGAACUGUAAUUAAGGGGAAAAAAUGAACCACGAUACCGUGAGUGAAAACAGUGAGACUGCAUCCAGUGAUAAGAAUCGGUUCGACGGUGAUCAGUGAAAACGAUCAUGUUCACGAUGAUCGAGCCGAGAAGCGACAGGGUGUCCAACACCCAAACGAAACACCAUUGUUACCAAGUGAUAAGAACGACCAGGGUGCAUCAGAGUUCACGAAGCUCGAGGAUGGUCACCGUUCAAGAGAAGGUCAUCAGAUCGCGGCUGCAGUUGGGAUAUUCCACUCCUACCAACUUCAUUAACCGCUUCCCGCAAAAAAUGGAGAGGCCGUCCCAGCACGCGGCGAACGUGAACCAGGUGCACAGCGGCGGCAUGCACGGGGUGUACUCGUCCGGCAGCCAAACAUCCCUGACGACCUCCUACAUCACGGGACAGUCAUACGUACAAAAUCAAAAUUACGCUCACGGCCCGUACAAUUCAUCGUCGAACGUUCGGGUUUACGCUCACGCGGGUUACAAUCAGCCCCAAAGCUACGGCACCAUGGUGCAGGGCUACGGUGGUCAACCUCAGGCAACAGGGUAUCAACAGAAUCACCUUAAAAAAGGACCUGUACGUAACGGAGACGUGCUGAAGAGAUGCCGGCUGCAGACUGCAUACGAGCUGUCUCAGGAUCUCUUAGACAAGCAGAUCGAGAUGCUGGAGCGAAAGUAUGGCGGUGUGAAGGCGAGGAACGCCGCAUUAACCAUCCAGCGCGCUUUCAGGAGAUACACGUUGUUGAAGAAAUUCGCGGCGAUCACCGCGAUGGCCAAAGCUGAGAAGAGGCUCAGCAGAAAAUUGCAGGAGACGACGGAUCGAGCUACGGGCAUGAACGAGCACGAUAAGAUGGUCUAUCAUAGCCAGAUUUACAUUCAACAGCCGCAGACGGCGAACAGACCUAUGCCUAUCAGGAGCAUGUCUCUGAGAGAGAGGAGGCACGCGGAGAACUCGCAAUCGCCGAUACCGCGAAGUCAGAGCGGCAGGUGCGAGGUUCAGGUUACCGGUCAUCAGCACGUGAAUCAUAAUAUCCAUCAGAGUGGCAGGCACACGCCUUCUCUGGCGCCCAGCCCUUGCAAUAGACAUCAACAACUACCGCCUAGCCCUUGCUGGGAGUCUAGCUCUCAGGAGAGCGGCUCUAGCAUUCAUUAUUACAACCCACAGGAAGCUCUUUGUGGCAUCAGACAAGAGACACCUCCACGGGACUUGCUUCGAACCCCGUGCACCUCGCCGUCUACGCCCCACAAUCUUCAAACUCCGAUCCCUCAAAAUUGGAGUAACGCCAGUCAUCUAGGGUCUGCCGGACGAACGAGAGGAUCCGCGAAAAAGGUCCCGCCGGAAGUGCCAAAAAGAACGUCUUCCAUUACAUCAAGGUCUAUGGAGCCACGUCACAAUGGUUUGAGCAAGAGCGUGGAGAACGGUAGCCUAAGCUCUGUCCAGAGUUCUGGCAGCGAUUCCACUAAUUGCGAGAGCUCCGAGGGAGACGCUCAAAGAGGAUCACCUGUGUGGAAGCAUAAAGGAAUCUCAAGCUCGCCGGAACAUCAAGAAUGCGCAAAUCACACUACAGAUUCGAGCACCAUGAUGAACAGCGUAAAAGAGAUGGGUCACUCGCAUGCCAGUUCCGGUUACCAACUUCCGUUGAUGGACCAUCCGGAAAAUAUACCCCAGACGAGUUACAAAGUUUCAGAAACAGUUAGGAAACGUCAAUACAGAGUAGGCCUAAAUUUGUUCAACAAGAAACCCGAACGAGGAAUCAGUUAUUUGAUCAGACGAGGAUUCUUGGAGAACAGCCCGCAAGGUGUAGCGAGAUUCCUGAUCAGCAGAAAAGGAUUGUCCAAGCAGAUGAUAGGAGAGUAUCUUGGGAACUUGCAGAACCCUUUCAACAUGGCUGUGCUCGAAUGCUUCUCCCAAGAGCUAGACCUAUCCGGAAUGCAAGUGGACGUUGCCCUAAGGAAAUUCCAGGCAUAUUUCCGGAUGCCUGGCGAAGCCCAGAAGAUAGAACGACUGAUGGAGAUUUUCAGCCAGCGUUACUGCCAAUGCAAUCCAGACGUGGUGUCCAGGCUACGUUCAGCAGACACUGUCUUUGUCUUGGCGUUCGCAAUCAUAAUGCUGAACACCGAUUUACACACGCCAAACCUGAAACCAGACCGCAGAAUGAGGCUGGAGGAUUUCAUCAAGAAUCUCAGAGGCAUAGACGACUGUGGAGACAUCGACAGAGAUAUACUGAUGGGCAUAUACGAGAGAGUGAAGGAGAACGAAUUUAAACCUGGAUCUGACCACGUUUCCCAAGUGAUGAAGGUUCAGGCGACGAUAGUGGGCAAGAAACCCAAUAUGGCUUUGCCACAUAGGAGAUUGGUCUGCUAUUGCAGACUAUACGAGAUUCCGGAUAUCAACAAGAAGGAGAGACCAGGUGUACAUCAACGAGAAGUGUUCCUUUUUAAUGAUCUACUCGUUGUGACGAAGAUCUUGAGCAAGAAGAAAAAUAGCGUCACCUAUACCUUCAGACAGAGCUUCCCAUUGUGCGGAAUGAUCGUCACCCUGUUUCAAGUUCCUCAUUAUCCGUACGGAAUUAGACUCUCCCAACGUGUGGAUGGAAAGGUGUUGGUCACGUUCAACGCUAGGAACGCGCACGACAGGUGCAAGUUCGUGGAGGAUCUCAGGGAAUCCAUCAGCGAGAUGGACGAGAUGGAAACCUUACGGAUUGAGACGGAACUGGAACGACAGAAGAGCAGUAGAAGUGCCAGAGGAGGUGCGGAGAACAGGGACUCCGGAGUGGCGGAUGUCGAGAUAUGUCCUUGCCCGGGUUCUUGCUCGGAGAAAUCAGAAACCACCGACAUGGACACGCAAUUGAAACGCUCUGCUCUUAGUAACUCGCUUCUGGAUAUACACGAGCAGUUUGCCGGUGAGAAACCACAGCGACGUGGAAGCGUGGGCUCGCUAGAUAGUGGUAUGUCGAUUUCUUUUCAAUCUACAUCUGCCAGCUCAAUGAGCCAAGGCAUUAAACAUCCGGGACAUCCUAUACAUCCAGGGGCUACAAUCCCUGGUGGUGCUAAGGGACUGGCUCAGCAGCCGUCUUUUUUAGGGGGUCUAUUCGCCAAACGGGAACGAAAGCUUUCGCAAUCGGAGGAAUCUGGCCCUUACAGUCGCACCACGGAAGUAUAAUAUAUCCUUCCGGUGCUACCUAACAAAUAACAGACCAAAUUGGAUUCCCACAAGGGGACGCAUCGCGUGUAGCUGCAUAUCAAACGCGUAACAUGCACUUAUCAUACGUUUAUCAAGAGAAUACGUAUACCUGUAUAUGUAACAUCAUAGUUUUUUAUAGCAUAUGGACACAUUUCGGAGAACCCAUUUUUUAUUUCAGACUAUGAUGUUACGUGUGGGGUAUAAAAGAAUCUAGAAAACGUAAUUUGAACGCGAGUAUAAUAUUGGCAUUUGGCCUAGCCAAAUUUUCAGCCGAUGGUUCAAUUGUCGUGCAGUCCCUUUGUCGGAUGAAACUCCUCUUGCUUUCCUCGACACUAGGUACAUUUAGAAGCUGGAAGAAAGAAAAAUGUUACCGGAUUAGAAAUUGGCAAAUGGAAAGGAGGAAAGAAGUAUGGUUCGAGGUGAAGAAAAAAAAUUGGAAAGCACGAAGGUAACUAAUAACAAGAUGUAAAUUUAUGGGAUUGGGCCGGAUCCAAUCGCGAUCAUUCUAAGGAGAGAAAGAUUUGGCAAGAUGAAACGCGAAAUAGCCCUUACUGGCACGUGUAUAGUAUUUAUUAAUCCCAAAAAGAAGUCGAAUCGAUACGUUUCCUUUCGUAUGGUAUUUAUAAUUUCCAAUGGUGGUUCGAUUCGCGUCGAUCUGCUCUGCGUAUGUAGAUAAUAAUCGUUUCGUUCACCGCUUAGACCGGUUUUUAAGCAUGUUACGGUACGUUAAGAAAGGAUUAUUCUUAACGCAACAAAGAAUAAGGUUCUUAGAGAGUGGUUCUUGAGUAAUGUCGUAUUUUUUUGCAAGUAUCGUCGACGUAGUUAUACUUGAAACGAUUGUACAUAAUAGGUAUAUAACAAUAAUUGUAUGAUUACAAUGAUAAUUCUGUAACAAAACGUAGCCUAAGGAAACGAUAAGCAAUCCCUCUCAAUGUUAGGUGCAUGUUGAUGUCUAACAACUUUUUAAUAUCACAGCAAUGGAAGUUUGAAUGUAGCAGUCUUGUAAGUAUUAACAUUUCAAAAGGGAGAAAGAAGAGAAAGAAAUGUUUUUUUUUUUUUUUUUUUCAUUGUUGCGGUACAUUUGUAAUCAUCUGCAAGUUGUAGUUCUGCUUGUGUGUUUGAAACUUGAACAAUAAUUUUUCUUUUCGUUGUUUCCAAAACAGCAUAAUUACGUAAAAAGAAAAGUGAUAGGAAUUAGUUGGUUUCUCGUCUCGUAGUACGUAGACAAUUUUGAAGAUCACUUUAAUAAUGUUAUAAGGAUAAACACGGGUAUGGAAACUCGUGAAUAAAAAGAGGACAACUUGUAUGCCUUAUAUACUGCCACAAUUUUAUCAUUAGGGGAUGAGAAACUGAUUAAUCACUUUAUAUAUUAGAUAGUAGAGAAUUUUCAAACGCUGCGGAAUUACAUUGGAAAAGUGAAUAUCUUGUAUAUAUCAAGCGAUCGCAAUACCAAGUAAUAGUAAUAAAAUAUACAUAUAUAUAAUUCAUUAAUUUCAAUUCAAAGUGACUAAUCAGUGAAGUUUCAUACACUGUACAUUACACAAUUCAUUUCGGACUUUGGGAGUUUCUUUGUAUUCUCAUUGUAAAACACAUUUUUUAUAAACCAUCAAAUUUAUUUUCAUAGUUUUUUAACAAUCCUGAAACGGAAGUGAUCCACUUUUUUGCACUGCUGUUGGAGAGCACUCUAACAUCUGUUUCCAAAUUCUAUUUUCUUGACUAAUUUAUUUGACCCUUCAGCUGCUACAAAGUUACUUAAGUAACUGCUUGUUUUAUUCAGCAGAAGUCUUCGGAAAAAGAUACUUGUUAACUAAUAAUAAAUAGAAUUAAUAAGGGCAGCUAAGAAUUCCUACAUUUUACCUUUCAUACUAACUCUGGCUGCUACAAAAUAAGUAAAACGUUUGUUGUUCAAUUGUUAUAAAAUUGAGAAAAUACUUAAUCACGUUCUUGAAAUAAUGAAAUAAAUCUCACAAGGAUGAACGUCCUUCGCAGCUGAGGGAUUAAAGAAAGAUGAUAACUGAAGCACAACUUAAACCAACUUAAAGUUGACAAAGUGUUCGCCAUGAAUGUACAUAUACUCCCAAUGAUCCGUAACAGUCUGUAGUCUUCAGCGUUAUUAAUUCUAGUCUUUCUCAUCAGGAGAAUUCUCCGGUAUGCUGUAAUAUCGCGAAAGAAACAAUUCCAUAAACAAAAACGUCAGGUAAAACCUUGAUGUAGCUCGUAAGGAUGUGGAUACAAUAAAGAAUGUGAGAUCAACCAUAACUUAGGAUCGCGUCAAUUUGCGUGACGAAUAAGCAAAUUUGGAAUAACCAGAAUAAAUGUCAACUUAUGGAAA
Osmia bicornis bicornis is the source of this 7625-nucleotide messenger RNA. RefSeq names its product IQ motif and SEC7 domain-containing protein 2 (gene siz). Gene Ontology annotation, biological process: regulation of ARF protein signal transduction; actin cytoskeleton organization. NCBI's taxonomy places the organism in Eukaryota, Metazoa, Arthropoda, Insecta, Hymenoptera, Megachilidae. The record is from RefSeq and is a predicted model, not a curated record. The transcript has 9 exons. Gene Ontology annotation, molecular function: guanyl-nucleotide exchange factor activity. Bases 2192 to 5272 code for a protein of 1026 amino acids.